This is a messenger RNA of Aspergillus heteromorphus CBS 117.55, 1500 nucleotides long. RefSeq lists its product as uncharacterized. The record is from RefSeq and is a predicted model, not a curated record. The coding region runs from base 1 to 1500 and encodes 499 amino acids. Gene Ontology annotation, molecular function: protein binding. The transcript is spliced from 2 exons. NCBI's taxonomy places the organism in Eukaryota, Fungi, Ascomycota, Eurotiomycetes, Eurotiales, Aspergillaceae.
AUGCCCACCGAAUCCCAAGAAGCAUCGCUGGCGAGCAUUCUCGUCGCUCGUUUUCUACGGACACAUAAUUACACGCAGACUCUCGACGCCUUCCUGCGCGAAGCGGGACUCCCGGCCAACGCGGGGCAACUCCGCGACAAGGACGAGGGGAACGUCUGGACGAUCGAGGGCGUCCUCGAGGAGAAAAAAGCGUUCGACCAGAGUGUGAAUUUCGAACGGUACGGCGAGGACGAAAAGGAGAAAGGCAUCUGGAGUGUCCCAGCCCCUACCAAACCAAACAUCGUCGCAACCCCAACCGCCUCAAAUAUACUGGCAUGCUCCGUGGAGCAAUGGCAACUCCCCAGCGACAACAACAACAACAACAACGAACACCUCAACGCCCCAUCGGCCUAUCUAGUCGCGACAGGCGCAGACAAGCACCUCAAUCUCUUCCAGACGUCCGCCGGCUACGAUCCCGCCCAGUCCUUCUCUGGGACUUCGGAGGCCCCGAUUCUAUCCUACGCCCCCAUCCAGGGUGGAAAAUGCGCGCUGUUAACUAACAUGUCCGGCCAGCUGCUCCUGCAGCGAGGCGCAGAGAUCCUGGACCGGAGAAAAGACCACGCCAAAUAUGCCGUCAAAGUCGUCACCCACGAGGACAGUAACACUGAUGGAUCCGGGACCGUCUGGAUCGCAACGGCAGGCUGGGAUUCGAAGAUCUUCCUCUACCGCACCAGUCUCACAAACGAUGAAGCAGCACCGAUGACAAUCGGCGAACCGGUCGCAUCUAUCCCUCUGCCCUCGAACCCGGAAUCCAUCCUCUUCGUCCGCCACAUCGACACCAACGAGCUGAUCCUCCUCGUCUCCCGCCGUGACUCCACCUAUCUGUAUUACUACCGGGUCGUCGCACCCGCGCAGCUCCGGGAUUCACCUUACGAAUGCGUCUGCCUCGGUAAGCAGAAUCUCGCCCCUCACUCAAACGCCUGGGUCGCCUUCUCCCCCUCGUGUCUCGCCCUCAGCCCGCUCGACCCCGGCCUCCUUGCCAUCGCGACCUCGACGCUCCCGCACAUGAAAGUCAUGAUCGUGCGUCUGCUGUUUCCGGCAGCUUUGGCCGAGAGUCGAGAUGCGGGUGCGGAUGCGAAUGCGAAUGAGGAUGCAGAGCCGCAGACACAAGCCGCGCAGGCGUUCGCGGCCCUGUCGCUUCAGAACCGCGAGGACGCGGCCAUCUUGAUCCAGGCGAAUACGUUCGCUCCGCAGACGGCGUACUCGACGCCGCAGGUCGUGUGGCGGCCCGAUGGCUCCGGGGUCUGGGUUAAUGGGGAUGAUGGGGUUAUACGCGGGGUGGAGACCAAGACGGGGAAGGUCGUGACGCUGCUGAAGGAUGGGCAUCAGGUUGGGUGUAAGAUUCGGGCCAUUUGGGCGGGGUGGGUUGAGACGACUGCGAAAGGAGGGGAGGUCGAGAGAGAGGAGUGGUUGGUUAGUGGGGGGUUUGAUAAGAGGCUUGUGGUUUGGAAGGUGGAGUGA